AUGAAUUCAUUUACUUUAUUCCUUUCUUCAUUUCUUCUUUCCAUUCAAUCUUCUUUCGUUCUUUCUCUUUGCCUCUUUUUCUCCGCAUUUUUCUCUUUUGAAUCUUACUCUCUUCCUUUCUUCUAUUCCCUUUCUCUCUUUUACAUCGUUGCUUUCUUUUACUCUUUCAUUUUUUACUCUCUUUCUAUCUUUUACUUCAUUUUUUCUUCCUGUCUUGCUUUCUUUUACUUUAUUCCUUCUACUCCCUUUUCUUUCUUUUACUCUCUUUCUUUCAUCUACUCCCUUUCUUUCUUUUACUCUCUUUUACUUUCUUUCUUUUAUUCCCUUUCUUCUUUUACUCUCCUGUUUACUUUUACUCUCUUUCUUUUACUCUCUUUCUUUCUUCUACUCCCUUUCUUUCUUUUACUCUCUUUCUUUCAUCUGCUCCCUUUCUUUCUUUUACUCUCUUUAUUUCAUCUACGCCCUUUCUUUCUCUUACUCUCUUUCUUUCAUCUACUCCCUUUCUUUCUUUUACUCUCUUUUACUCUCUUUCUUUCUUUCUCCCUUUCUUUCUUUUCUCUUUCUUUCAUCUACUCCUUUUUUCUCUUACUCUCUUUCUUUACUCCCCUUUCUUUCUUUUACUCUCUUUUACUCUCUUUCUUUCUUCUACUCCCUUUCUUUCUUUUACUCUCUUUCUUUCAUCUACUCCCUUUCUUUCUCUUACUCUCUUUCUUUCAUCUACUCCCUUUCUUUCUUUUACUCUCUUUUACUCUCUUUCUUUUAUCCACUUUCUUUUUUUACUCUCCUGUUUACUUUUACCCUCUUUCUUUUACUCUCUUUCUUUCAUCUACUCCCUUUCUUUCUUUUACUCUCUUUCUUUCAUCUACUCCCUUUCUUUCUUUUACUCUCUUUCUUUCAUCUACUCCCUUUCUUUCUUUUACUCUCUUUCUUUCAUCUACUCCCUUUCUUUCUUUUACUCUCUUUCUUUCAUCUUCCCUUUCUUUUUUUUUUCUUUCUUUCAUCUUUCCCUUUCUUUCUUUUACUCUCUUUCUUUCAUCUACUCCCUUUCUUUUUUUACUCUCUUUCUUUCUUUUACUCUCUUUCUUUCAUCUCUUUCUUUCUUUUACUCCUUUCUUUCAUCCCUUUCUUUCUUUUUUCUUUCUUUCAUCUUUCUUUUUUUUUAUUCUCUUUCUUUCAUCUUGCCUUUCUUUCUUUUACUCUCUUUCUUUCAUUUACUCCCUUUCUUUCUUUUACUCCUUUCUUUCUUUUACUCCCUUUUUACUCCCUUUUCUCUUUCUUUCAUCUACUCCCUUUCUUUCUUUUUACUCUCUUUCUUUCAUCUACUCCCUUUAUUUCUUUUUUACUCUCUUUCUUUCAUCUCUCCCUUUCUUUUUCAUUUUCUUUCAUCUACCCUUUCUUUCUUUUUUCUCUUUCUCUUUCCCUUUUUUCUUUUAUUCUCUUUCUUUCAUCUACUCUUUCUUUUACUCUCUUUCUUCAUCUUCUCCCUUUCUUUCUUUUACCUCUUUCUUUCUUUUACUCUCUUUCUUUCUCUUACUUUCAUUUUUUCUUUUCUACAUUUUUCCAAUUAUAUUUCCUUACUUCAUAAUUUCUUUCUUUUCUUUUGCCUGUCCGCUAUUUCCUUUUCAUUUUUAUUUACAACAUUCAGUCUUGCCCAUUUUCUUUCUAUUUUCUUUCUUUCUUUCUUUCUUUCUUUCUUUUCUUUUCUUUUCUUUUCUUGUCAUUCUUUUCCCCAACUGUUCUUCUGUUACUCCCUUUCUUUCUUAUGACACUAGUUUUCUUUAUUCUAUACUUUCCCUAAAAUCUUUUAUUUAUUGCCACCUUUUUGUUCUCUGUCUUUCCAUUUACUUCUGUUUUUCAUUCUUUCUUUGCUUCCAAAUAUUAUUUUUUCUUUCCUUUUUUCGUUUCAUUUUCUUUGUAUUUUUCUCAAUGCAUUUAUUCUUUUACUGA
Messenger RNA from Acanthosepion pharaonis, 1947 nucleotides. The record is from the annotation of a GenBank genome assembly. Lineage: Eukaryota; Metazoa; Mollusca; Cephalopoda; Sepiida; Sepiidae.